Rotaria sordida is the source of this 1734-nucleotide messenger RNA. Lineage: Eukaryota; Metazoa; Rotifera; Eurotatoria; Philodinida; Philodinidae. The record is from the annotation of a GenBank genome assembly.
AUGGCAUUUUCAUUUGGCACAACUCCUGCAACAAGACCGACUCUAUUCGGCACUCCUGCAACUACCACUACAUCUACAGCUCCAACUACAAGUCCGUUUACAUUUGGUGCACCAGCAGCUACAACAACAUCAUCUACAGCUCCUAUAUUUGGUGCUCCUGCUGCAACUACGACAGCUACCACUACACCAUUCACUUUUGCAACACCAGCUACUACGACAACAUCAGUCUUUGGUUUCGGUACUCCAGCAUCAACGACUACAGCAGCAACAACAGCAGCAAAACCACUCUUCACUGGAUUUGGUACAGGAGCAACUACAACAACACCUGCAUUCGGCUUUGGUACAGCAACUACAACUGCUACAGCACCAGCUACUUUCGGUUCAUUUGGAUUUCCAACGGCACCAGCUACAAUAACAGCACCUACAUUUGCCUUCACCGGAGGUUUAACACAGCCAUUCGGAACUGCUACUGUUGCACCUGUUCCAACAACAAUUCCAACAACUAAUGUAAUUCGUUCAGAUGAUAUACUUAUAACAUCAUUAACUUCACCACGUUUAUUCAAUGAUGAACGAGAUGAACUUAUUCUUAAAUGGAAUAUUCUACAAGCAUUUUAUGGUACUGGUAAAACAUUUUGUCAUCAAGGUGUAUAUGAUGUUGAUGCUAAUCUUCCUUAUCAUGUCUUUAAAACAUAUUCAUACAGUGUUCGUCCGAAAACUCGUGAUGAAGAUGGUCUUGUAGCAUUGAUUAUUAAUCAAAAAUUAGCUGAUGUUGUCAAAGAUAAAGAUAAACGUAUUGAAUCUCUUCAUCGACUUUGUUUUAAUAAUAAUCCGAAUUGUAUUAUUGAACUUGAAGGAAUUUCACCAUUAGCCGAUGAUCGUACUCAAAUGUUAAUUGUUGUUAGUGAAAAACAACCUGGAACAUUAUUAAUUAAAAAAGCAAAAUCAUCUGAUGUUGUUAAUUAUCUUCAACCACCACAACCACAACAACAAACAACAACAUUACUUGCACCACCAAUAAAUUCAAAUAAAGCACAUUUAGAUUCCAUGGGUAUUGUUCAAAUUUUUGCAAGAACAGAUUUAAGUGAACAAGAUUAUAAACAAUAUCUUGAUUCUACACCACCAGGUCUAACGGCGUUUGUUUGGGAACAAGCAAAAAAAGAAAAUCCUAAACCACAAUUACUUUUGCCUGUACCACUUGUUGGUGUUAAAGCAUUACGUGAUCGUAUGAAAUCUCAAUUUAUUGAACAUGAAGAUCAAAAACAACAAUUAGAAAAUAUUCGUCAACAAUUACGUACUGUUAAAGAUCAAUGUGAAGCAUUUCGUUUAACAAUGAAACGUUAUCAAACAAAUUUACUUGAUUAUUCGCAUCGAAUUCUUAAAGCUACAAUUCAAUUUGAAAGUCGUCGUCGUCAAUAUGAACCAAAAUUAACUUCAACUGAAAUUCAAAUUUGGACUAAUCUUCAUUCAUUACAAAAUUUAUCUCAAUCACCAUUAGAUAUUCGUAUAAAAGAUUUAAUUAUGAAAAUACGUAUGAAUCCAACAUUAUUAGCUCCAAUUCAAUGGUCAUCAAUACUUAAUUCAAAUGAAUCAUUACGUUUUGAUAAAGAAAAAAUUGAACAAAUUAAAGAUAUUUUACAAGAAAUUCAUCGAGGAAUUAAAAAUGUUGUUGAAUUAGUACAAAAUGAUCGAACAACAUUAGGAAAAAUUGAUGAAAAAAUUUUACAAAGAAAAUAA